CCGCCCCUGGCCGCGAUGGCACAGCUCAUCGGGCAAGCGAGCGGCCUCAUCUACAAGAUCAUUCGGGAGGUGGAGACAGCACGCCAAAACAGGCGCGAGUGCGAGCUCCUCGCCCGCCGUGUGCCCACCAUCAACGGCGUGCUGUCUCGCCUGCCCAAGGACCCGGAGGUGGCGCCACCCCUGCAGGAGCUGAAAAGCACGCUGGAGGAGGCGCACGACAUGGUCGUCGCCUGCCGGAGCUGGGGCGCCGCCCGGCAGUUCUUUGGGUCCCGCCGCUUGCCUCGGAUUUAUUCUAACAGCCGCCACGCCGAGUGCUUCAGUCAAGUCAACGCCAGGAUUAAUUCCGACGUCGGCAUCCUCAACCUCAGCCUAAGCAGCUACAUGGCCCGGCGACACCCCAACCAAGUCCUUCACCCCGAUCACAUCGGCGUGACGACUGCGACAAUAGCCACGGCGCCGUGGCCGUGGCCAGGUUCCAGCUCUGGCUCCCUGCAGACACAGAUGGUGGUGUCGCAGCAGUCGCAGGUAAGUUUGAUCUCCUCCGAUAACCCCAGGGUGCUCACGUGGUCGGAGAUUGCAGCCGCGACCAGCUUUGCCGUCGAGCUCGGCCGAGGCAGCUCGGGAAGGGUAUACAAGGGCCGUCUCCAGUUCCACUUCCACCACGACAUGGAGGUGGCAAUCAAGGUGCUGGAAAAGCACGCGCGGAAGGGCGUGGAGGACGCGUUCGUGGCCGAGUUCUACAUCCUUUCCGGCCUGCGGCACGACAACAUCGUGCGCCUCGUCGGCUGGUGCACAGAGCAGGAGUACCGCAUGCUUGUCUACGAACACAUGGGCAACGGCACGCUUAGUGACCACUUGCAUCGUGUGGGCGGUGGCCCUAGCUUGUCGCCGGUGACGGCGUCCUGGAGGACCCGCAUCGAGGUGCUGCUGGGCGUGGCCCGGGCGAUCGAAUACUUGCACCAUGAGGCGGAUCCGCUGGUCAUCCACCGUAACGUCAGCUCGUCCAACAUCCUCCUGGACGCAAGCUGGAUGCCGCGCCUAUCCGGCUUCGGCUCAGCGGUGUUUCAAGAGGCCGGCAGGGAGCAUGGCGGCCAGCCCGUCGGGGAGGUCAUGGGCACGUUCGGGUACAUUGACUCGGAGUACAGCUACACCACACACAUCAGUCCGGCGAGCGACGUGUACAGCUUCGGGGUGGUGAUGCUGGAGGCGCUGACGGGGAGGCCGCCGGUCAUCUACGGCGUGACCCUCCUCGUGGACUCCGCGCUCCCCAGCUUACAGAAUGGAAAGCUGAGGGAUGUGCUGGAUCGCCACCCGGCGCUGCAGCCGACCCUGCGUCAGCUAGAGGCACUGGAUCUCGUGGCACAAACGGCGAUCCGCUGCCUGUGCCCGCGCGGGCACAAUCGGCUGGCCAUGUCGGAGGUGGUGGCCAACCUCCAGAGGGCACUCGCGAUUAUACGCAACAAUGAGCCAAUGCCGUGGGGACGCGCAAGCCUCAUUUGA
Triticum dicoccoides is the source of this 1500-nucleotide messenger RNA. Its product is annotated as putative serine/threonine-protein kinase-like protein CCR3. Lineage: Eukaryota; Viridiplantae; Streptophyta; Magnoliopsida; Poales; Poaceae. Gene Ontology annotation, biological process: cell surface receptor signaling pathway; protein phosphorylation. The annotation marks the transcript as partial. Gene Ontology annotation, molecular function: protein kinase activity; ATP binding. The record is from RefSeq and is a predicted model, not a curated record. The transcript is spliced from 2 exons.